AUCUGCAGUCAUGCUUUCCACAUGGUUUUUACCAGCCCAGAUGGUGUUUUCCACGUCCCUGCAGCCAUGGGCCACCGAAGAGUGGCCAGAGAUCUUCGCCACCUCCGCAGUGUUGCAGCCGAGGGUCUUCUUAGCCUUCCGAGGCUGCUUAGCGAUCACCUUUCUGGGGCACCAGCUUGCGCACUUGGGAUUCUAUGUGAACCUCUAUGAAUGGGCCUAUGGCAUCUACUUGACCAACUGGACCCUUCUGCUGCAGACCGUCUCCGAAUGUCUCCUCUUCGCCUUGGCAUUGCAAGGCUCGAGACGUUUGAGCUCUCAGAACUCUCCAAGCUCGAACUCGAUGCCCAAAGUGAUACCCUUCGCUGUGGUCCUGUGGUCCAUUGUGCAGCCCAUGUCGAUGGUAGUGACCUUGCUGUACUUUGCCCUCCAAAACCCCAUUUGGAAUCUGCGUCCCAUGCGGUAUUUGGCGAUUUUUCCUCACUUGGUGAAUUGGAUCCUGCUUUUGCUCAGCCUUCUUUUGAGCCGAGUGCCCUUUAACCUUAGCCACGUGGGCUGGCCAAUGCUGUUUGCAGCAACCUAUGUCGCAUGGUCGGUGGUUCAUUUCUUCUUGAAGAUUGGCAAGAACGAGCCCUGCGAGGUGUAUCCGAUCAAUGACUGCCCCAUUUACAAUACCUUCGAUUGGCACCACCCGCAGAAAAGCGUGCCCAUCCUGUUUGCCGCUCUGACCGGAACUCUACUGGUGAGUGCUUUGUAUUCGAAGCUUGUCCAUUGCCGUGAUUCCUGCGCCAAGUCCCGCGCGCAAACGCGCGCGCUCUGCGCGGCAUCACGGGAGAAUGGCGAUGUGGAGCUGUGCGGGGGGUGAAAA
This is a messenger RNA of Durusdinium trenchii, 865 nucleotides long. The record is from the annotation of a GenBank genome assembly. Lineage: Eukaryota; Dinophyceae; Suessiales; Symbiodiniaceae.